Molecule: messenger RNA, 2472 nt
Organism: Oxyura jamaicensis (ruddy duck)
Lineage: Eukaryota; Metazoa; Chordata; Aves; Anseriformes; Anatidae
Gene: UBE2V2
Product: ubiquitin conjugating enzyme E2 V2
Exons: 4
Coding region: 81-515 (144 amino acids)
Biological process (GO): DNA damage tolerance; protein K63-linked ubiquitination
Cellular component (GO): nucleus
Source: RefSeq, a predicted model, not a curated record
AGUGACGUGUCACGCGAGGCGGAAGUGACGCGCGCGGCGUGCAGGCCCGGCCCGGUGCUGGGGGGGGGGGCUCGGACAAGAUGGCUGGCUCCACAGUUAAAGUACCUCGUAAUUUUCGCUUGUUGGAAGAACUUGAAGAAGGACAGAAAGGAGUGGGUGAUGGUACAGUAAGCUGGGGCCUUGAAGAUGAUGAAGAUAUGACACUCACCAGAUGGACAGGCAUGAUUAUUGGGCCACCAAGGACAAACUAUGAAAACAGAAUAUACAGUCUGAAAGUAGAGUGUGGACCUAAAUAUCCAGAAGCACCUCCUACAGUUAGAUUUGUAACUAAAAUUAAUAUGAAUGGAAUAAAUAAUUCCAAUGGAAUGGUGGAUGCACGGAGCAUACCAGUGUUAGCAAAAUGGCAAAAUUCUUAUAGCAUUAAAGUUGUACUUCAAGAGCUAAGACGUCUAAUGAUGUCCAAAGAAAAUAUGAAGCUUCCACAACCUCCAGAAGGACAAACUUACAACAAUUAAUUUUAGCUGAUUCUCAAACUUCUGUCUUAAAACAACAACCUUCUACUCAUGUUAAUGUCUUGAUUAAAUCUCACAAUGCAAACACCCACACAUUAAAAGAAUUUCAGCUGGUAUACAUGACCUGGACAUUUGUAAGAAUAUAUAUAAUAUAUGUAUGCCCAAUAUGUUUUCAGGCACUAUGGGAGAAAAAGGCAGCACAAUUAUUUUUUUCUCUUAUCAAGGCACUGUCAUUUAAGCAUAAGCCUGAAAUAGCCUAAAAUUGGAAUUCAGGUUUUUCAAGAUGAAAGCAUGACAGAAAGUGUCAGAUUGCUGUGGAAUAAUAUAUGUUUCUGAAAAUAAUCUCUUGAGAAGGCAAAAUAUAAAUGGCAUGCUUUAUCCAUCUUGCUUAGUAAAAGAGCUGCAGUUAAAAUUUGUUUUAAAGUAGCAGGUACAGUGAAUACCGUUGCUCAUCUUGUUUAAUUUUGCAAGGGUGUGGGUGCCGACUACUAGUAGUGUCACAAAGUAUGUUCAGGAUUGUUUUGAUACCUGUAUUUAUAAAAUGGGGGGAUUAAUUUCUGUUAAGCAGCUCCUGUGUGUUACAUGUAUCGGACAUGGCAAAUAUUUGUUUACAGUCUUUGUUCUAAUAAACCAUGCAUUUAAGUUUUAGUGAAACAAAGGAAAUGUAUGGAUAUGUGAUUGAGAUUAAAGUUAGUCUUAAAAUGUAAAUAAAAUGUGGAAAGUGUCUGAGGCUGUGCCAUUUCUAUAAUAGUGAUGUAAUAUAUGUACAGUAACUUGCAGAAGUAGUGGAAAGACAAACAUAAUAUUGCUGCUGGUUUUACGUGCACCUUUUAUUCUUACCACUUCUGUAUGCUUAAUUUACUUUAGAGGUCAAAGUAUUUCUUUUGCUGCAGAGGACUAAGUUCUGUCAUCUGUAGUACCACUUCUUUAGACAAACUUGCACUGUAUAUUUAAAAACAAGCAACCCCUGACCUCAAAACAAAACCAAAAAACUCAUCUAACCUUUCCUUCUUUGCCUCCCCUCCAGAUUCUUUGGAGAAAUGAGCACAACUUUCACUUGGCUUACUUGACCUCUGAGCAGUCUUCAGACCACAUUGCUGAAGUCUUACUUAGUGCUCUGUCUUGCUUUGGCGGUUGCUGCCUUGUUUCAUGCUUUCUUGCAUCUUUUUCUCCUUUACGUUUCUUUCUUUUUUCUUGUCUGUUCCACGUUUGCCUCUUCUUGGGGAAAAAAAAUAACCUCUGGAAGCUGUAAUAAAAAUUACAUGCGUAUUACAGAGCAUUGUAUUUCCAUCUGCAUUUCAUCUGUCACCUGCCAUUAUGCCAUUGUCCUCUUCGCUAGAAUGCUUGUUGCCUCUCUUGCAGCUCCUGGUCUGUUUUUUCAAUGUGUUCUGUCUGCUGGGAACUCGGGUUUUAGUUCUUACUGAUUUAUCAUAAGAAAGUAAGCUAAAGCUAUUCCUUUGGAAAUAAGACCUCUCUUUUUCUCCUCUUGGAAAAUGCAAGUGUUUGUUCAUUUCAGUGAGACCAUGUAACAUUGGGAGCAAGUCGACUAUUUGCAUUCAAGAUUUUAUUAGCAGUUCUUUUGAAAAAGUGAACUUAAUCGAAAGCCAUCAAGUCAGGUAAUUUUGUUUGAUAUGCCUUUGCUUAUUUCUCAUGUAAAGAACCUCUAAAAGCAAUAAACUAGGUGUCUUUUUUUUUUUUUUUUUUUUUUUUUUUCCAGUUGAGAGAUUUAAUUAAUAUUUGUCAGUUUAUGCCUUUUUUGACAAAUUUGGCACUUCUACAACUGGUGGAACUGUAGCUGCCAGCUACCUCUUGUCUGUAUUUAUAUACAUAUCAUUUGUGACGGUGUGGCUGAAGUACAUUGCAACAUUUUCGUGAUUUUUCAUUUGAAAUAUCUUGAUGCCAUUAAAUCUUUCUUACACUAACAUUGCUAAUCUAUAUUUAAUUAAAAUAAUGGAACCAU